Molecule: messenger RNA, 2708 nt
Organism: Apaloderma vittatum (bar-tailed trogon)
Lineage: Eukaryota; Metazoa; Chordata; Aves; Trogoniformes; Trogonidae
Product: E3 ubiquitin-protein ligase Itchy-like
Biological process (GO): ubiquitin-dependent protein catabolic process; protein K63-linked ubiquitination; protein K48-linked ubiquitination
Molecular function (GO): protein binding; ubiquitin protein ligase activity
Source: RefSeq, a predicted model, not a curated record
AGAUCCAGCCCGUAUUAUGGCUGGCAGUGGGUCCAGGUCAGGACCAUCCAGUGGGUUUUCCAUGAAAUCACAGCUUCAAAUCACUGUUAUUUCAGCAAAACUAAAAGAAAAAAACAAGUGGUUUGGACCUAGCCCUUAUGUGGAAGUCUCGGUAGACGGGCAGUCAAAGAAGACAGAAAAAUGCAACAAUACGAAUAGUCCAAAGUGGAAACAGCAUCUUACAGUAAUUGUCACUCCUCUAAGUAAAUUAAACUUUCGAGUCUGGAGCCAUCAAACAUUAAAGUCUGAUGUCCUUCUGGGAAGCGCUGCACUGGAUAUUCAUGAGACUUUGAAAUCAAACAGCAUGAAACUGGAGCAGGUAGUGGUGACGUUGCAUCUUGUUGGUGACAGAGAACCAGCAGAAACGGUCGGAGAUUUGUCCGUCUGUCUAGACGGGAUGCAGGUGGAUCCUGAGCUCCUAACCAACGGUGACGCCUCAAGUACGAGGAGUCCUACACAGAAUGAUAGCUCCAAAGCAAGGAAUGAUACACGGACUAACUCAAACGGCCUCGAAAGUUGUGAAGAUGCUGCUCCCAGUGAAAACAAGACUGUUAACGGUAGCGAUUCUCCGUUACUCACAAAUGGCAACUGCAAACCUGCUCGACCUCCCAGGCCUUCUAGACCACCCCCACCCACUCCCCGCAGACCAGCUUCCGUAGCGGCAAGUGUAAACGGCCCUUCAGCCACGUCUACCGAAAGCGACGGGGCCAGUGCGGGCUCGCUGGCCAGUUCAGCUGCAAGCACAACCUCAGAACUGAGCCCGGAGGGGGCAACGGCACGGGCGACGACGACGGCUCCUGCGACUGCUGCGCUCACCACCCCCCCGGUAUCGAGACAAGUGCAGGCAGUAAACCCUUCCCCUCAGGCGCUCACCACAGUCAGCCAAGGCCCUCUGCCACCUGGUUGGGAGCAAAGAGUAGACCAGCACGGUCGAGUAUACUAUGUAGAUCAUGUUGAAAAAAGAACGACGUGGGAUCGGCCGGAGCCUCUUCCUCCAAGCUGGGAGCGACGAGUUGACAACAUGGGGAGAAUUUAUUACGUCGACCACUUCACUAGAACAACGACAUGGCAGAGACCAACGUUAGAGUCAGUUCGAAAUUACGAGCAGUGGCAGCUUCAGCGCAGUCAGCUUCAAGGAGCUAUGCAGCAAUUUAAUCAGAGAUUUAUAUAUGGGAACCAGGACUUCUCAUCCACACAGAACAAAGAGUUUGAUCCUCUUGGCCCUCUGCCACAUGGAUGGGAGAAAAGGACUGACAGCAAUGGCAGAGUGUAUUUUGUCAAUCAUAACACACGAAUCACUCAGUGGGAAGAUCCCAGGAGUCAGGGUCAGUUAAAUGAGAAACCCUUGCCAGAGGGCUGGGAAAUGCGAUUUACUGUGGAUGGCAUCCCCUACUUUGUGGAUCACAACCGAAGAACCACUACCUACAUAGAUCCCCGCACGGGCAAGUCUGCUCUAGACAAUGGACCCCAGAUAGCUUAUGUACGUGAUUUCAAGGCAAAGGUCCAUUAUUUCAGAUUCUGGUGUCAGCAACUGGCAAUGCCGCAGCACAUAAAGAUCACAGUGAGCAGAAAAACAUUAUUCGAGGACUCAUUUCAACAGAUAAUGAGCUUCAGCCCUCAGGAUCUACGGCGACGUCUGUGGGUUAUUUUCCCUGGUGAAGAAGGCUUAGAUUACGGAGGUGUUGCAAGGGAGUGGUUCUUUCUAUUGUCACAUGAAGUUUUGAACCCAAUGUAUUGCCUGUUUGAAUAUGCAGGGAAAGAUAACUACUGCUUACAGAUAAACCCGGCCUCUUACAUUAAUCCAGACCAUUUGAAAUACUUCCGAUUUAUUGGAAGAUUCAUCGCCAUGGCUUUGUUCCAUGGGAAAUUCAUUGACACCGGUUUCUCUCUGCCGUUCUACAAACGUAUCCUAAACAAGCCAGUAGGACUCAAGGAUUUGGAAUCCGUUGACCCAGAGUUUUACAACUCUCUCAUCUGGGUAAAAGAGAAUGAUAUUGAAGAAUGUGGCUUGGAAAUGUUUUUCUCCGUUGAUAAAGAAAUUCUAGGUGAAAUCAAAAGCCAUGACUUGAAGCCAAAUGGUAGCAACAUUCUGGUCACAGAAGAAAAUAAAGAAGAAUACAUUAGGCUAGUAGCAGAGUGGAGACUUUCCCGGGGUGUUGAGGAGCAGACACAGGCUUUCUUUGAAGGCUUCAAUGAAAUUCUGCCGCAACAGUAUUUGCAGUAUUUUGAUGCGAAGGAACUGGAGGUGCUUCUGUGCGGAAUGCAAGAAAUCGAUCUGACCGACUGGCAGAGGCAUACCAUCUACCGGCACUACACCCGGACCAGCAGGCAGAUAGUGUGGUUCUGGCAGUUUGUGAAAGAAAUAGAUAAUGAGAAGAGAAUGCGACUCUUGCAGUUUGUGACUGGAACAUGCAGAUUACCGGUGGGAGGAUUUGCUGACCUCAUGGGGAGCAACGGACCCCAGAAAUUUUGUAUUGAAAAAGUUGGAAAGGAAAACUGGCUACCCAGAAGUCACACCUGUUUCAAUCGCUUAGACCUUCCACCCUAUAAGAAUUACGAGCAGCUGAAGGAAAAGCUGUUGUUUGCAAUUGAAGAAACAGAAGGAUUUGGGCAAGAAUAGCUACAAUUUGCACCUCGAAGAAUGUGAACUCAACACAAUGUAUGUUCUU